Pristis pectinata (smalltooth sawfish) is the source of this 5930-nucleotide messenger RNA. RefSeq names its product terminal nucleotidyltransferase 5Aa (gene tent5aa). The transcript is spliced from 2 exons. Gene Ontology annotation, biological process: mRNA stabilization. The coding region runs from base 753 to 1934 and encodes 393 amino acids. Lineage: Eukaryota; Metazoa; Chordata; Chondrichthyes; Rhinopristiformes; Pristidae. Gene Ontology annotation, molecular function: poly(A) RNA polymerase activity; RNA binding. The record is from RefSeq and is a predicted model, not a curated record.
AUACAAAUUAUAUCGGUGUCUAUAAUUGGUCGUGUUUUCUUCAAUAUAAAGUCUAUCGCCCAUCCCAGAAGGUUCCAUGGGCUCGAAGGUUGCAGGUAACUGCAGAAUUUCCGACAUAUAUAAUUUUUAGGGAAAACGUUCACAUUGACAGGCAAUUAAAAAAAAUGUCUGUUUGUGGUCUGGUCAGGUUGCUGGGCAGAGGACAGGCGACAACAGCUGUUCGUCGGUGUAUUUCUCUCCCUCCAGAAAUCCUGUACUGCCUUGACUUUUCCGUUGAAUUUCACUCUCCCAAGUCUGGCGCCCGUUGUCCCGCCCUGGUUGGAUAACAUGCUGCGCUGGUUGGCUGCUUAUUAUCAAUGGAAUGUGGAACAGCUUUGCCAUUGGUCAGUGCAGCAUCAUUCAAUCCAAUCAAUCGCCCCUUGGCCGUCCAGCUUUCGAGUUGCCUGGAGUUUGGCGUCCCCUUAUUUUUGUUUCUCGCUACGGUCUCCCUUUCUACUAGUUCGGGAACGGAGCAGUUUAUGCAAAUACAAUAGGCGUGCCAUGGCCGUGACUCACAACCGGAACUGCACACAGGAGCCGUAUAAAAACUAAUGGGAGAGUUAAUACGCAGAUAGCGAAAGCUUUGCACGGUUGAUGGAAUAACAGUGCAGGGAAAGUGGAAAAGGGGGGAGGGGAAGAAGAUAUAGUGCGGGGGGGUGAAUCGAUCUCAUCUGCAUUUUUUUAAAAUCUUUCAAGUGAGCUGGUGAAUUACAAUGGCUGAUGAAAAUGACAGCAAUAAAUGCAAUAGUUUUAACGUGUUGAACUGGGAACAAGUGCAGCGGCUGGACAGGAUCCUAACGGAGACCAUCCCAAUCCAUGGGCGAGGCAAUUUCCCGACGCUAGAGGUGAAGCCCCGGCAAAUCGUGCAGGUGGUGCGGAGCCGCUUGGAGGAGAAGUGCAUCUGUGUGCGGGACGUGAGGCUGAACGGUUCGGCCGCCAGUCACGUCCUGCACCAACACAGCGGACUGGGUUACAAGGACCUGGACCUCAUCUUCCGGGCGGACCUCAGCGGCGACAAGGAGUUUCAGAUCGUCAAGAACGUGGUGCUGGACUGCCUGUUGGAUUUCCUACCGGAGGGUGUCAACAAGGAGAAGAUCACGCCGCUGACCCUGAAGGAAGCCUACGUGCAGAAGAUGGUCAAGGUUUGCAACGACUCCGACCGCUGGAGCCUCAUCUCGCUGUCCAACAACAGCGGUAAGAACGUGGAGCUAAAGUUCGUGGACUCGUUAAGGAGGCAAUUCGAGUUCAGCGUGGACGCUUUCCAGAUCAAUCUGGACUCGCUCCUGCUCUUCUACGAGUGCUCCGAGAACCCCAUGUCCGAGCACUUUCACCCGAGCAUCCUGGGCGAGAGCGUGUACGGCGACUUCGCCGAGGCCCUGGAGCACCUGCAGCAGCGGCUGAUCGCCACCAGGAACCCCGAGGAGAUCCGCGGCGGCGGUCUGCUCAAGUACUGCAACCUGCUGGUGCGGGGCUUCCGAGCCGCCUCCGAGAGCGAGAUGAAAGCCAUGCAGAGGUACAUGUGCUCUCGCUUCUUCAUCGAUUUCUCCGACAUCGGCGAGCAGCAGCGCAAGCUGGAGUCCUACCUGCAGAACCACUUCAUGGGGCUGGAGGACCGUAAGUACGACUACCUCCUGACCCUGCAGCGGGUGGUCAACGAGAGCACCGUCUGCCUCAUGGGCCACGAGAGGAGGCAGACGCUCAACCUCAUCACCAUGCUGGCCCUCCGCGUCCUGGCCGAGCAGAACAUCAUCCCCAACGUGGCCAACGUGACCUGCUACUACCAGCCGGCACCUUAUGUCACCGACGCCAAUUUCAACAACUAUUACAUCGCUCACGUACAGCCGGUGUUCCCUUGUCAGCAGCACAACUACUCUACUUGGCUACCCUGCAACUGAAAGGAGGCAUGGGGGUGAGAGUGACACAGGACGGGUGGGUGAGGAUGAGCACGGGGUGAGAUCUAACGCCGGCAGGGCAGCUGAGGGGUUAAAGCCGCCGGGACUGGGACAGGGAGGCGCUCGCAGCCAGUAUCAACGACGGGGGGGGGGGGGGGGGGGGGGGGGGGGGAGAGGGCUGGGGCGCAGGGCAGCAAGGUUGGCCCAGGCUCGGUUUGUUUAGUGCAAUGUUGAUCUGCUCCAACUUUGAGCAUUUUUAAAUUCAAAGGAAUUGGCUCUUUUAUUGGAGAGGAUCGAUUUUUUUUUUGAAACGACGACAAAUCGAUUCAAUCCCGAGUCUGAAGAUGGACAUCUCGACUAUAAGAAACUCUGCUCUGGCUCUCUCUUCUUCUCUUCCCCCCCCCCCCCAACACACACACACACACACACACACACACACACACACACACACACACACACACACACACCUCCCCCGCCCCCUCCCACUCUUGAGGUCUGGCCGAGAACAGACAACAUGGGAUUUCAGCACCCGUGGCCUUUUCUGAUGAGGAUUGAAGAGCCUCUUGAUUUUUUUUGUUUAGAUGCUGAUUCGUAGGUGAGGGGAGACCCUCCUCGUUUUCCCUUCUCACCUGCUCUCCGACCCAUCUGGUAAGUCGAAUGUAGCAAAGAAAUGGAACGCGGUGAACAGCGUUGUUUUUUGCCUUCUGCUAAAGAGGGAGCGGUAACAGUUACACUUCGGUUUGCAAACACUAUGGCUGAUGCACCGAGGGAAACUGUUUCAUCACAGUUGCUUGCUUUUCUUUAUUUUGUUUUUGGAGAGUGCUUUUUGAAAAUCCGAGCGUUUGCUCCAGACACAUGCAAGACUGUUAGCGGAUGACGACAGAAGUCGCUCUUGUGCUGUCCACGGCUCCCGGUUAGAGAGCGCACGGUUUACUUUCUUACUGAUCGUGGAAAGGUGCAGAACGCUGUGACUAAUUGUUUAUGGACCAAAGAUUUUUUUUCGUUUUUAUAUAUCCAUAUCUAUAUCUUAAAAACAAAACCCAAGGAAAAAAAAGAUGUGGCUAAUUUAUUUGUCUACAUGAACAUGAAUCAAGUGCCUAUUGCCUAUAGCGAUGGAAUGGAGAUACUGUAUUCAAAUCUUGUGGCUUAAUCCACAUUUUUUCUUUACAUCAGGGACAAAAAAAAACGUGUUCUUGCACGAAUUACUAAAUUCCCUAUUUUCUUGAAAAAUACUUGUAUUAAAAAAAAUUCUGUUUAUGUGAUAGUUUAAAAGUAUGUAUUGUCUUGGACGGUGUAGCACUUAGGCAAGUGUUUAAGCAAAGUACUUUAUAUUUUCCAGUUUGUAAUAAGUUCCUUGGCGCUUUUUUCCUCGCCUCAGAUUACAGGUACGCUACAGCUGCAUUUGAGUGUCUAAACUUACAGCCUACAUGGGUAUCCGGUGGGGGAAAAAUAAAGUUGGGGAUGGAAGAAAGACUGUGAAUUCUUUUUUGUUUGGUCAGCCAAACAAAUGGUGGAGUAGAUAACCUAGCAAAUCCAAUGAAAUCCUGUUAGAAGCCAGAGAUUGGCACAUUCUAGCAUUGCCCAGCAGCAAGCUUUCAAAUGAUGGGGAGAAAAAAAAGCUGACCCAGUACUUCAUUAAGAAUAACACAUUUUGGACAUGGUUGAUUUGAUUUGUCAGGGUCAUGUACUCAUUUAAUUUGACAGUUGUUGGGAACAAGCCUAUUUUUUUUUUCUGACCACCAAAGAAAAAGGAAACCCUGACAAUGGCUUUGAACUUAAUGAUAUUGGAAGUGAUUGAAUCUGGUUGGGAGACUGAGCCAAUGACUAAAUUGGAAAUAACAUUCUCCUGGUUCUGCAUAUUUGACAAGUGUGCUGCAAUGAAGGGAAAAUAUUUUUCUUUAUUGUUGCCUGAAGUUAAACAGUAACAGCUCAAAAUUGCAUCACUAUUUUAAUUGAAAUGUACUUUCCCUUCUGUUUACUACAAUAAAAAUAUAUAAUUUAGUUUUAUAAUAAAUUGUGUAGUUAAUUUUUUGCUUCCAAAUGCUUGUCAGCAGUAAAUUGUGCCUAACAUGCUGGGCCUCAGCACCCCAAUGAUAAAUUUGCCUUUUUCAAAGUUUCCUCUUUUAGCGGUGCAUGUUUCCAAGGUUUGUAACCACAUCAUCCAGUAAAAGAAUUGCUGUAAGCCCUCUGAAAAUUGCAAGAGUUUAAACAGAUUGGGGUGGCGGGGAAGAAACUAAGCACUUUGAACUAAAUCAAGAACUGGGAGAAACCCUCAAUUUGCAAAGGGAGAGAAGUGCCAGAUGAUGAGGUUGAAACUAUUAUUUAAAAAAUACUUGCUUGAAUAGUCAGUUUUGAAAUUUUGGUCUGUUACUUAAAUGAAAAAUCUUCAUUUGUGGAGAUGGGGCUAAAAGUCCACAAUUCAAGGGGAUUUACUGUAUCAAUGUAUUCUGCAUUGUUUAUCAAGAACUCCAUUUGUUUAUUGUUGCACAUUACUUAUUCAUACUGCAAUGUUUGACAGCCUCUUGAAAUGCAGCACACUAAUGUUUACUUGAGAGAACUGAAGGUGGGGGCAAGUAAUACCUUCUCUGUUUUAAGUUAGAUGGUGUGUAUCUUGCUGUUUAUUUGGUGUAAUACUCUGGUGAUUGAUCAUGUAAAAGGAUUUACUUCCUUCAGUUCAUACAAGUGGAUGCCAAUGAAAUGUACCUGACAGCUACAAUAUGAGGCUUUGAAUAGAAAUGCAGGGAGAAGAGCAGGGGAAAUGGGAUCAGCUGGUGAUGGGGUUGUGUUCAUUAUUGUUGCUUAUUUGAAGUUACCAUCGAGGUCACUCUCUUCAUCAGUGAGACAUCCUUUCUGGGGUCAGCAUUACUUCCAGAGCAGUCAGUAGGCAUUAAAUAAACUUAAUUUAAAAAAAAAACUCUGCAAAAUAAGAACUUUGAAGCUUUGUCUUUCAAGCACAGGGUGGGGCUGGAUGUUGGGAAAAGGAAGAUCUAACAUGGAUCACUGCCACAUUAACAAAAUUGUUAAAUAAAAUGCAAUGUUAUGGCAAAUGGUGAGAAGUAGCCAGAGUGUAUUUUUAAACUUUAGAUGGAAAUUGAGACCAGAAACAGCCAUGUGCUUUCAUGUGUUUAGUUGGUGGAGGGGAGGUGGAGGAAUUCUCAAUUCAAAGCACAGUAACAAUGAGGGCUCAAAUAUCAAUAUUCUGUUCUGUAACAGUGAACAGGAUUUUAGCUGGAUGUGGCACUUUCAUCACCAGUGAUGUUUUGUUUUAAAUAGUUGGCUUUUAUAUUUAAACACAUAGUGGAUAAAUCAUUACAACAUGCCUUCAUUCUUGAAUUGGAUUAGCUAUAGUUUACUUUUUGUUGUUGCUUUAAUUUGUACUAAAGUAUCCCCUAAAGUAUGUGUUUAAAAUGCAUACUUGUAUUUUCCUCCCCACUGCUUAUACCACUGGUGAGGUGAAAACUGCUAUUCCAACUAGAUAAUAAAGUGCACCAGCUGAAAUUCUGAAUGAGUGCUUGUAGCUUGCAAUCUUAAGCUAAAUAAACUGUAUUCCAUUUUGUGAUUGAUUGAUUGCUUUUGUUGUGUUGGAAUGUUAAUCUUCCACCCCCUUUCCCUAACCCCCCCCCCCCCCCCCCAUUGUAAAAUAAAAACUAUUAUCACAAGGACUUGUGGGCAAAAUGAACAAUUUCAGUGCCCAAAAAUCCACAACAUCUUGGUUAGCUUGCUGCAAACCUUGGAAUAUGAAGGAGGCUCUGUGCAUUUACUUUCUCUUCAACUGCCACACAUAUAUUUGGCUUCUGAGAGGCUUCCUGUUGCAGCAAACUGUGACUUGGAUUUGUCUGCUGGACUUUCAGUGACUGGAGGCUCUGUCAAAGAGGAAACCGAAUAGCUGACGGAACCUAGACUUUGAAGACUUAAGCAUCUGUGUCAGUCACAAAGGGAACAGAUUGUGAAUUUGUUUACACAAUCCAAUAUUUGGAUUUUUUGGUAAAUAAAAGUUAU